Molecule: messenger RNA, 2128 nt
Organism: Phascolarctos cinereus (koala)
Lineage: Eukaryota; Metazoa; Chordata; Mammalia; Diprotodontia; Phascolarctidae
Source: RefSeq, a predicted model, not a curated record
UCUCGCGAGAUCCGGGCAGCCGAGCGCUCGGGGCCUUUUCAAAUCGGGAUCCGUUACCGCUUCCCCUGCCGCCGCCAUUGUCGCGCUCGGAGCCCCCCUCAGCGCAGGUGGCAGAGGCAGCGGCGGGAUGGCGGAGACGGACAAGCUCGAAGUGCCCGGGGCCGCCGGCGACAACACCCCGCGUCAGCAGCCGUCGCCCCCGGAGCUGCAGGAGGAGUCGGGUCAGGAACAGCUACAGCCACAGCAGGAGCUGGAGAAGCAGCAGCCGCCACACGGAGGCAACUCCAAUGGCGUUAAAAUGGAGAAUGAUGACUCUGUAAAAGAAGAGAAAUCUGACUUAAAAGAAAAAUCUACAGGAAAUAAGAAGGCAAAUAGAUUCCAUCCUUAUUCAAAAGACAAGAAUUCGGGCACUGGGGAAAAGAAGGGUCCUAACCGUAACAGAGUUUUUAUUAGCAACAUCCCAUAUGACAUGAAGUGGCAAGCUAUAAAAGAUCUUAUGAGAGAAAAAGUUGGUGAGGUUACAUACGUGGAGCUCUUUAAGGAUUCGGAAGGAAAAUCAAGGGGUUGUGGUGUGGUUGAAUUCAAAGAUGAAGAAUUUGUAAAGAAAGCAUUAGAAACUAUGAACAAAUAUGAUCUUAGUGGAAGACCCCUGAAUAUUAAAGAGGAUCCUGAUGGAGAAAAUGCUCGUAGGGCACUGCAACGUACAGGAGGAUCAUUUCCAGGAGGACAUGUCUCUGAUAUGGGUUCGGGGUUGAUGAAUUUACCACCUUCCAUUCUCAAUAAUCCAAAUAUUCCUCCUGAGGUUAUCAGUAAUUUGCAGUCUGGUAGACUUGGUUCUACAAUUUUUGUGGCUAAUCUUGACUUCAAAGUUGGUUGGAAGAAGCUAAAGGAGGUGUUCAGCAUAGCUGGAACAGUAAAACGGGCAGAUAUUAAAGAAGACAAAGAUGGCAAGAGCAGAGGAAUGGGCACAGUCACUUUUGAUCAAGCAAUUGAAGCAGUUCAAGCAAUCUCUAUGUUCAAUGGACAGUUUUUAUUUGAUAGACCUAUGCAUGUGAAAAUGGAUGACAAAUCAGUCCCUCAUGAAGACUAUCGAUCACAUGAUAGUAAGACACCUCAAUUGCCCCGUGGUCUUGGAGGCAUUGGAAUGGGGCUUGGACCAGGUGGGCAGCCCAUUAGUGCCAAUCAGUUGAACAUGGGAGGUGGAAUGGGAAACAUAGGACCAGGAAGUAUGGGAAUGGAUGGUCCUGGUUUUGGAGGAAUGAAUAGAAUGGGAGGAGGAGUUGGGUUUGGUGGCAUGGAAACAAUGAAUAGCAUGGGAGGAUUUGGAGGAAUUAGCCGAAUGGGAGGAAUGGGUGCUAUAGAUGACUUCAGAGGGAGCAUGGGCAGUGGAAUGAGUGGAGGGAUAGGGACUGGCAUGGCAGGAAUGGGAACUGGUAUGGGCGGCCUGGGAAGCAGCAUGGGAGGUAAGUUAGAAUUAUAUCGUGGUGGAAUGGCUAGUAGCAUGGAAAGAGACUUUGGACGUGGUGACGUUGGAAUGAAUCGAGGCUUCGGGGAUUCUUUUGGUAGAAUUGGUGGUGCAAUGAUUGGAGGUUUUGCAGGAGGAAUGGGAGCUUCUAACAUGGGUCCAGUAGGAUCUGGCAUGAAAACUCCCAAAUCUUCUUCUCCCUCCGUAAAAACCCCAGGUGGUGGAAUGGGUGGUAUGAACAGCAUGACUGGAGGAAUAGGGAUGGGCCUUGACCGGAUGAGCUCCAGCUUUGAUAGAAUGGGACCUAGUAUGGGAGCUGUACUGGAAAGAAGCAUCGACAUGGAUCGAGGAUUUGUGUCCGGCCCAAUGGGAAGUGGAAUGAGAGACAGAAUAGGCUCCAAAGGAAACCAGAUAUUUGUCAGAAAUCUGCCUUUUGACUUGACUUGGCAGAAACUAAAAGAGAAAUUCAGUCAGUGUGGUCAUGUAAUGUUUGCUGAAAUAAAAAUGGAGAAUGGAAAGUCAAAAGGCUGUGGAACAGUCAGAUUUGACUCACCAGAAUCAGCUGAAAAGGCCUGUAGAAUAAUGAAUGGCAUAAAAAUCAGUGGCAGAGAAAUUGACGUACGCCUGGAUCGUAAUGCAUAAUUUCAAACUACAUUCAGAACA